GAGAGGUCGGGGAGGAGGCUGCACUGGGCAUGCGCGCAGGAGAGGCGGCGCGGGCGGCGCAGUAGGCGCUGCGUUCACGCCCCCCUUCCCGCUUCCUCCACAUUCUCGCCGACCCCGCGGGCGCAGGGACCAUGGGGGACGCUCCGGGCGCUGAGGAGAGCCUGACCGCGGAGCCCCAGCUGGCCGAGAGGGGAGCAGGAAGCAUCGCCCCGGAGGCACCCCAGCAAGAACCCGGGCUGCUCUACCAGGAGGAAACCAUUGAUCUCGGGGGCGACGAGUUCGGGUCAGAGGAGAAUGAGGCCGUCUCGGAUGAUUCCAAUAACUUCGCAGACAAGCUCAGCGAGCACAUGAUGGAGAGCGUCCUCAUUUCGGAUUCCCCGAACAACAGCGAAGACGACACAGGCGACCUGGGCGGUGACCUUGGUGGGGCGCAGGAUGUCCGGGAGCCUGCAGGAGGCAGUGCUGAUCGCAGCCCGGACAGUGUCCCGGGCCAAGGCAAAGGCGCCACGGACACGCCCAGUCCUGACAGUGAGAGCGACGGAGACAAGGCACCGAAGGGCAUCUCAGAAGGCACUCCUGGCGCCAGGGUGGCCUUGACGGCAGACCCAGAGCCGGAAGGGAAAGGCUUGCCCGCCUGUGAGCAUGACGAUGCCGGGGAGCCGGGCCCCAGGCACCAGGGCCCGCCGCCUCCCAAGGACGCGCCCGUGCCCGUGUGCACCAUCUUCAGCCAGGCCCCGGCCGCGGCCGCCCAGCCCAGCCCCUUCCUGCAGGACGGCUUCGAGUCCCAGAUGGUGAAGUCGCCCAGCUUCAGCGGCCCCAGCCGGCCGGCCUCCAGGACGCCUCCCCCGGCGGUCCAGCCCAGCCCCAGCCUGAGCACGUUCUUCGGGGAGACCGCCAGCGCCAGCUCCCUGGCCUCGGACUUCUUUGAUUCCUUCACUACCUCCGCGUUCAUUUCCGUCAGUAACCCCCACGCCGGCACGGCGGUUCCCGGGCCGCUGUCUCCACUCGCCUCCCCGCGGACGGAGAGCUCAGAGCCAGCUGUGCCCACGGCCUCGCUGGAAACCCCUCCGUCCCCGAAGCCCUUCUCCCAGAUCCAGGCCGUGUUCGCAGGGAGCGAGGACCCCUUCGCCACCGCCCUGAGCAUGAGCGAGAUGGACCGCAGGAGCGACGCCUGGCUGCCCGGGGAGGCGACCAGGGACGUCCUGGUCUCAGUGGCCACGCAGCAGUACCGCACCGUGUUCGUGGACAAGGAGAACCUCACCAUGCCGGGCCUCAAGUUCGACAACAUCCAGGGAGAUGCCGUCAAGGACCUGCUGCUGCGCUUCCUGGGGGAGAAGGCGGCGGCGCGGAGGACGGUGGCGGACGCCAGCGCGGUGGAGCAGUCCUUCGUCGGCUUGAAGCAGCUCAUUAGCAGCAGAAACUGGAGGGCGGCGGUGGACCUGUGCGGGCGCCUCCUCACAGCCCACGGCCAAGGCUACGGCAAGAGCGGGCUGCCCACCAGCCACACGGCAGACUCGCUGCAGCUGUGGUUCGUGCGGCUGGCGCUGCUGGUGAAGCUGGGCCUGUUCCAGAACGCGGAGCUGGAGUUCGAGCCCUUCGGCAGCCUGGACCAGCCCGACCUCUACUACGAGUACUACCCGCACGUGUACCCGGGGCGCAGGGGCUCCAUGGUCCCCUUCUCCAUGCGCAUCCUGCACGCGGAGCUGCAGCAGUACCUGGGGAACCCGCAGGAGUCACUGGACCGGCUGCACCGGGUGAAGGCUGUCUGCAGCCAGAUCCUGGCCCACCUGGAGCAAGGCCUGGCCGAGGACGGCAGCAUGAGCAGCAUCUCGCCCGAGAACAGGCAAGCCUCCGUGCAGCUGUGGCGGUCCCGCCUGGGCCGGGUGACCUGCUCCAUGGCCAACUGCCUGCUGCUGAUGAAGGACUACGUGCUGGCCGUGGACGCCUACCGCUCCGUCAUCCAGUUCCACCCCGAGCAGGAGCCGCAGCUGCUCAGCGGCAUCGGCCGCAUCUUCCUUCAGAUUGGAGACAUAAAAACGGCCGAGAAGUAUUUUCAGGACGUGGAGAAAGUGACACAGAAGCUGGACGGGCCGCAGGGGAAGAUGAUGGUGCUGAUGAACAGAGCUUUCCUUCACCUCGGCCAGAACAACUUCGCAGAAGCCCACAGGUUCUUCACAGAGAUCUUAAGGACUGACCCCACAAAUGCAGUGGCCAACAACAACGCGGCCGUGUGCCUGCUGUACCUGGGCCGGCUCAAGGACUCGCUGCGGCAGCUGGAGGCGCUGGUGCAGCAGGAGCCCGGGCACUGCCUGCACGAGAGUGUGCUCUUCAACCUGACCACCAUGUACGAGCUCGAGUCCUCCCGCAGCGCGCAGAAGAAGCAGGCGCUGCUCGAGGCGGUCGCCGGCCGCGAGGGCGACAGCUUCAACACGCAGUGCCUCAAGCUGGCCUAGCCCCGCCGGCUGGGGCUCUGGCUCCUGGGAACUGCGCACGGGAGCCACCGGGCGGGGCUGGCCGUCCCGGUCCUGUGAGGCCUCGCUAACCCUCCCGACUGGGGUGUCGGGGCCUCGUGCUGCUGAUUCCUGGAGGCGGGGCUGCUUGGUUUGUCAGUGCUGAAUGUCCUCAGAGGAGAGUGGGAAGAUGGACUAUAAUCUGUUCCCAUGCGCCUGGGCGUUGGGGCGUUUGUAACUGCAGGGGACACCACGGGACGACACCCCUCCUCCCAGCCCCAGAGGGACCCAUCGUCUAGCCAUCGGCGCUUUCCAGCCCAGGCAUGAAAGGAGACGGCUGCUUACUUAUUUCUAAAGUUUAUUGAUGAGAGAGA
Molecule: messenger RNA, 2824 nt
Organism: Myotis daubentonii (Daubenton's bat)
Lineage: Eukaryota; Metazoa; Chordata; Mammalia; Chiroptera; Vespertilionidae
Gene: TRAPPC12
Product: trafficking protein particle complex subunit 12
Cellular component (GO): TRAPP complex; Golgi apparatus
Molecular function (GO): protein binding
Source: RefSeq, a predicted model, not a curated record